Molecule: messenger RNA, 2289 nt
Organism: Xenopus laevis (African clawed frog)
Lineage: Eukaryota; Metazoa; Chordata; Amphibia; Anura; Pipidae
Gene: sidt2.S
Product: SID1 transmembrane family member 2-like
Exons: 4
Coding region: 937-1200 (87 amino acids)
Source: RefSeq, a predicted model, not a curated record
AUCUAAUUUAGCUUAUUAGCAUUAUUAUUAGCUUAUUGUACAGUGUUUGAUUGGCCCAGAGGCUGAUGACAAGUUCCUGCCACACUUCAGUAUAGUGCUGGGCAGAGGGUGGGGCUUCCCUUUUCCCCUGUCACUAGGGAGUGGUUAGUAAUGGGGGUCUAAAGGCCCCAGUAAAGAGAAGGCUUGGCGAAGUUGGGAUACAGGGACCCCAUGAAUGAGGUAAAGUCAGGACAGGGUAGUUAGACAGGGUAGAAAGUCUAGAUGUCCCUGAGGGUUUCUAUGACCAGUCUUAGUUAUACAGAGAACUCUGAGUAUCAUUUACAUAUGUAUUCUCUGUAAAAUUCAAGUACAAUGCUUGCUGAUGAUAAACUGAAGAGUUAAACUUGAUGGUCAAUUGCCUUUAUUGUAUACCCCAAAUAAACUAUGGAACCAUGUAGAUACUAAGAUACUGUUACAUGGCAAUGGCACAGCACAUUGGAGAUUUCAGAAUAUGCCAGAACGAACUGUAUUUUGUAAAGUAGACCUCCCUCUGAAUACGAAAGUGUGUGCACAAAAAUGAUCGAUUAUGUGCUUUGAAUGACAUGCCAGUGGUGAUUGUGAUGCUUUAGAAUGGAAGGAUAAUGAUCGUCCUUUAUAUCAUUGCCCUUAAGCUUUACAAAAUGUAAAUACCAUAUAUUUUUAGAAAGUAUAUAUUCAAAAUAAUUUAAUUAGAUUAACAUAGAUUAAACAUAUCUAUCUUCUCCAUACAUCACAAACUCGGCAGACGGACGGUACUUCUGGACAAAAUUCAUUAGAGCAAACUGCUGAAAGAGGCCUAACGCGUUUCGGGAUUGGAACCCGUAAUCAUAGGCUCAGGGGAAUAUCGGUGAGCAGGAGCGGUCUUUUUUCGGCUAUUUUUUUUAUCACUAAAUACAUGUCACACUUUUUCAGGAUCAAAUGGUUUUACUUGUCAUGGGAAACAUUGUAAAGUGGUCCUUGGCAUCAUAUGUCAGACCUAAAGAUUUAGCUUCCUAUCUUCUUGCUAUUGGAAUCUGUAACUUGUUGCUCUACUUUGCAUUCUACGUCAUCAUGAAGAAAACUCCCGCUGAAUCCAGAAAACACAACAAGGAUUGCAUUUUGCUUGGUUUCUUUGACGAUCAUGAUAUUUGGCACUUCUUGUCAUCGAUUGCAAUGUUUCCUGGUACUGCUCUUUAUGGCUGAUGACUUGGAUACUGUACAGAGAGAUAAGAUCUAUGUUUUCUGAGUCCUGCUUCUACAUAAUUGAAUAUUAUUUAUUUAAAAAAGUAAUGAAGAAGAAAUGCCAUGAGUGUAGUACUAUUUAGUAAUACAUUGGAGGGCUCUGCUCCUUUGACCUGCAGAAAGAAAAGUGGGCUGGACAAUCUCCAAACACAUUGCAAACAUAAAGAGAAGAAGAAACUUACUCUUUGUGAAAUUACUGAAAGAUGAAGAUAUUGUUAUGUCCAUCCCGGCAGCAAAUGCAAGAAAUAGUUGCAUUACCGAGGAUGCUAUUUAUCUUUAUGAAGGUUAUCAAACUGCACUUUAUUGCUAUAUAGGCCAGUUUUCAAUAUGUGUGAAGCCAUCAGUGUGGUCCACUUGCUACUUCUGCACCUACUGUAUGUGAGCCACAAGGUGUCACUGUUUUUUCUUAAUGAUGCCAAAAGGAAUCAGCACCGUUUUUGUCUAGUUUUAAUAGCUAGCUCUUAACACAUUGUAAUCCUUUUUUGUGACAACAUGUAAUUCAUUUAAUGCGUUGAGUCAGCUGGCCUGUAUUGGGUUAAUAUUUAUUUAAAGAAAAAAAGAAAUGGCUGACGCAACCGUCUUUUUAUAUUUCAAUGUCAACACUGUCAUUUUAGCCAAUCAGAACUGCAUAAUACAGAAUUUCUUUCAAGUAUAGAGCCAGAUAGAUGCCGCCUCUGAAAACUGACCUAUUGCUUGUAUUCUUUUUUAACUAGAGUAUCUGGAAUAGUGCAAAUUAAGGGCAGCUAUUUGUUGUAUGCCCACUGAUCCAAACAAAUCCUUUGCCAAGGUGAUGCCCUUGCUGGUACUAUGAGUAUAGGCUGGAUCUGUUUGAGGGCAGCACCAUUAAGAAAAUGUGCCAUCUUUUCCCUCUUUGACUAUGUCCCAUGUUUUACACCUGCUUUUAUUUCUUCUUUGUUCUAUACGUCUGAGAUUAAAAAAAAUACAAACAUAAAAAAGUAUCUUUCUGUUUGUUUGUUUCAUUCUGCAAAUAUUUAAGUCUUUUAGUGCCAGCAGAAUUUCACAUUUCAUCUGUGGAGCAUUUCCUAGGGG